AUAGUGAUUCAUAUUCUAAGAACCACGUUUAUUAUAAACAUAGCCGUCUAAAAUGUCAAUAGGAUCAAUUCGUAUUAAUUCUUUUAAAAAGUUUAAAUUGAGAUUUUUAGAACAUAAUAAUUCAAAUACAGUAAAAAGGAAAACACUUAAUAAAGAAAUAGAUGACCAACCAAAGUAAUCAUAUAAAAAGAAGAAACCAUUUUCUAUUUCUUUAGCUUCAAGCAUCUCCACAUCACUUCAUUACCACUUGAUCAAUAGAACAAAAGAAGAAAUAUAAAAAACAGAACACAAUCACAAGCCUCUUUGUCAAUGGCUGCUCAAAUCCCCAUAGGGACACGAGGAACUAUUGGAUCGCUUGUACGUAAAGAAAUCGACCACUUCAAAAACUUCAAUACAUGUCCCCUGUACGAUCCACGGAGAGGCAAUUCUGAAGAAAACAGUAAUGGUUUUGAACAAAGAGAUCAUUCAUCACGUCUGAGUUCUUGGUUCUCUAGAACAAACUGGAGAAAGAAGAAGAAGAAGAAGCGGCAGAGUUGCGGUGGCGGUGGUAGGUUUUUGCCGAGUAUGUGCUCGGCGGUGGAGGUGUCCGGUGAGAAUCAGGUUCCCGGUUUCAAUUAUAGGAUCUUGAAGAAUGAUGAGAAGGGCUUGCGUGUGUAGAGUAUUGUUUAUGUGGAUUAAGACUAAAGUUAAUUCAAUCCGGUAUGGUCUGAUUCAAGAAUUCGGUUUGGGUUAUAUUCCCGGUUGGAAAGAAAUUCCGCUCAGUAAUUAGUAUAAAUAUGCUUGAGAAGGUGAGAAGUUUACAUGACAAACAUAAAGGAUGGAGGCAGAGAAAUGAGUGAACGUGCAUUUGUUGGUAGAUUGUCUUCAAUACAUAGUUUUGCUUCAACAAAUUGAUUUAUGUAGUGUCUAAUUGCUUAAAAUAGCAAACCUUUUGCAGCCGCAGAAUGUUUCAAAUGUUUCUCCUUAUCUACUAGCAUUACCAAUAUCCCUUACAUAUGAAGUAACCUUUAAAGGCUCCGGUGACCAGGUUCAGGAUUGGAGGAUUCUUUUGAACUUAGCUAGUAUAUCUUCAUGUAUGAACCAAACGGGAAUGUUGCAACUUCAUUUUCAUGCCAACUAUAUCAAAAGGGACGUAAUCAUCUUAGCUGCGUUUGACUGAAAUUAUUUUACUCCUUGGUUACAAUACAGUGCCUUGUAUUUAUUAAAUUUUCGGGUUGCUUUACUUACUAUCGAAUAGGUCUGGUUGAAGCAGUAUACUUGGAUAGGAACGUGAAGCUAUACUAAACUCGGUGGCUACACUAUCGCUCACAUAAAUUGUUUUGUCGAAAUUUUAAGUUGAUAUUCAAAGUAAAUUAAAAAUGUUAAAAGUUAUAAAUCGUGCUUGAAUUGUGCUUGCGUUUUAAAGGACUCUUGACUUCAUCGGUCAUAAAAUAUUUGGGGGACAUGUGAAGGAACAAGCAACCUACAGAAUGUCGAAAAGGUCGCAUCGUUCUCAAUCGUUGGAUCUUCAUUUUAUUCAUCUCUCUCUCUCUCUCUCUCUCUCUCUCUGCCAUCUGACCUGUGGGUUUUGCAUAUAUAUAAACAAGUAAUCUCUCUCUGAUUCUCAAGAGCGGAUUUGGGAAGUGUAAUCCAUCAUUACCGGAAAAGAUAGCACAAUACUCCGCGACGGGGAUGAAGAAUUGGUGGGACGAUGUUAACGAGUCAACUCAGUGGCAAGAUGGGAUCUUAUUCUCUCUUUGUGGAGCUUAUGCUCUUGUUUCCGCAUUCGCUCUUGUCCAAUUGGUGAGGAUCCAAAUGAGAACGCGUGAAUAUGGAUGGACCACUCAGAAGGUGUUUCAUCUUUUAAACUUUGUCGUCCAUGGAGUUCGUGCGGUUCUAUUUGGAUUUCACCAUCAAGUCUUUCUCAUGCAUCCCAAGGUGUUUUGCUGGAUAUUACUGGAUCUUCCGGGCCUCUUCUUUUUCUCGGCGUGCACACUGCUCCUUCUGUUCUGGGCACAGAUAUAUAUCACCAGGCAAGUAAACUGUCUAAAAAGAUUUUUACUUGAUGUGCGUAGACUCUCAAUUUAACCAACCACACACAAACUCUAAAUGUACAUUUUGUUGCCACUUAUGAGCAGGCAAGAAGCUUACCAACGGAUAAGCUGCGGAAAACCUAUAUUUCAGUCAACGUGGCUGUAUAUUUUGCUCAGGUUGUUAUUUGGGUAUGUAUCUGGGUAAAUGAUAACAGCACCGUGGAGUUUGUUGGAAAGAUAUUUAUGGCAGUUGUGUCUUUCAUCGCUGCAUUAGGCUUCUUGCACCAUGGAGGAAGAUUGUUUGUUAUGCUUAAAAGGUUCCCGAUUGAGUCAAAUGGAAGAAAAAAGAAGCUCCAUGAGGUUGGAUCUGUGACGGCCAUAUGCUUCACCUGCUUCCUCAUAAGAUGCAUUGUGGUGGGUGUAUCAGCUUUUGACAGGGAUUUGAGGCUGGAUGUUCAUAAUCGUCCGGUUCAGAUUUUAAUCUACUAUAUGAUAAGUAACUAAAACCUUUAUUGAUUUUCUUUACCAUAUCUCAAUCUGUGUUUCUGUAUAUUCACUAACUGGGAAAAAAACGAAACUACAAAGGUGGUUGAGACAAUUCCAUCGGCACUAGUCCUCCUCAUUCUGCGUAAGCUACCUCCAAAGAGAUCAUCAGCUUAAUACCAUCCCAUCCCGUAGACUUUUUUAUCUGAAGAUAAAUGGGGCAAAUAAAUCUUAUAAGUUUAUAACCGGAAUGCAUCAUAUAUGACACUUGCUUUUGUAAAAUUAUUGUUAUAUUUGUCGUGUUUUUAAGUUACAUGUUCUUUUGCUACUUCGAAUAUCUCUUCUGGUUUUUAUGAUUUGCUGGUGCGGAUGUUUGAUUGUUUAUGUUCUGUUUCGGUUCAACUUUGACAAUAAUACAAAUUGUUGUGUUUUAUCUC
Molecule: messenger RNA, 2932 nt
Organism: Brassica napus (rape)
Lineage: Eukaryota; Viridiplantae; Streptophyta; Magnoliopsida; Brassicales; Brassicaceae
Exons: 11
Coding region: 310-657 (115 amino acids)
Source: RefSeq, a predicted model, not a curated record